Drosophila rhopaloa is the source of this 607-nucleotide messenger RNA. RefSeq names its product classical arabinogalactan protein 7. The coding region runs from base 24 to 464 and encodes 146 amino acids. The transcript has 3 exons. Lineage: Eukaryota; Metazoa; Arthropoda; Insecta; Diptera; Drosophilidae. The record is from RefSeq and is a predicted model, not a curated record.
CAUUCUGGUCAGUCAGAGUUGAGAUGUCGCCGAGAAGAAAUAUAUUAGUCGCACUGAGCUGUUGCCUGCUGUUAAAUUGUUUGAAUAUUCAGGCUAGGUCCUUGGAUGAAUCUGCUGUUAAGACGAAGCGUGAUUCCUCAGACUGGUGGUCCCUCCUGGAGGAUAUUAUCUAUGAAGACAGUAGUGAUUAUGAAGCCGAUAAUGAAAGUUACUUGGUUUGUCGCAACUGUACGGUUGUAGUUCAAUCUGCUCCAAAUGCUACGGCGGAUGGAGGCACUGCAGCUCCACCGGCAGGAGGAACAACUCCAGCAGCUCCGGUACCAGUAGCUACUGAUCCUCCUGCCACUUCGGCACCUGCCACUUCGGCACCUGCCACUUCCGCACCUGCCACAUCAGUAGCUCCUGCAGUAACUACAGCACCAGGGGAAUCAACACCCACUCCAACAGCUGCUUCUGGUGGUUAGGGAACCACACUGAUAUUUAAAAUCCUCCUACAUAUAAAACCUUAGCUUUUAAAUGGGAUUUGGUAUACGAUAAUUUUGACUUUUGGCUAACAACCCACCUAGAAUAAAACUGGCGAAUGGGCCGUAAAUCUGUGCGGUUGCAA